UGCUAGAUGACUCGUGCUAGAGACUCGGGGCCCCUGUCGUGCCAGAAGGCUCGGUCCCCCUGUCUGCCAAGGGCUCGGGGCCCGCUGUGUCCAAUGGCUCGGUGCCCGCUGUCGGGGGUUGGUGACUCGGUGCCCGCUGUCAUGCCAAUGACUCGGUGCCCGCUGUCAAGUUUGGUGACCCGGGGGCCCGUGGUUAUGCCAGCUGACCCGGUGCCCCCCGUCAUGUCAGAUGACUCGGUACCCGCUGUCGUGCCAGAUGACUCGGUGCCCGCUGUCGAGCUUGCCAGAUGACUCGGUGCCCGCUGUCGAGCUUGGUGACCCGGUCCCCCGCUGUUCUGCCAGAUGACUCGGUGCCCGCUGUCGCGCCAGAUGAUUUGGGUCCCGCUGUCAAGCCAAUUAUUGGUCCCGCGCGGGGCCAUCCCUCGGUCCCCACGUCUUCCUGAGGGGGCCGGUGCCCGCCCCUCCCCCGAUGGCCUUCCCCGCUGCCCCCACCGGGCCGCUACUCGCUCGAUUUCCGGUCCCCCGCGCCCCCCGAUGUUCCGG
Messenger RNA from Staurois parvus, 543 nucleotides. NCBI's taxonomy places the organism in Eukaryota, Metazoa, Chordata, Amphibia, Anura, Ranidae. The record is from the annotation of a GenBank genome assembly.